Messenger RNA from Oppiella nova, 4289 nucleotides. NCBI's taxonomy places the organism in Eukaryota, Metazoa, Arthropoda, Arachnida, Sarcoptiformes, Oppiidae. The record is from the annotation of a GenBank genome assembly.
AUGAGUCCAACACUGAAUUACCAGAAGACAGGCGACCGAAAAGUGGACCUAUUCUUCAACAAUAAUAUCAUAGAUAUUAUGAACAAUGAGUUAUCGAUUGUCAACAAUAACCUCAUCUUCGACUCGAUGCCAGACUUGCAGCCAAUUCUUGACUUCGAUGACUCGGAUGACGGUAUGGACGAAGUCGACGGUAAUCUCGUGUCCAAUGCCAACGCCAACCAACCCGUGAGACCAACUAAUGGCAAGAAUGGGAGGGCAGGCAAGAGGUCGGGCUAUAAGGCGACGGCAGCGCUGGUCAGACAUCAGGGCCCGGCUUUCAUCUUCAUCGAGGCUUUGGUCUGGAAUUUCUGCAGUCAUUAUGAAAGCGAUAAACGAAAACAAAAACUCCUUUUCCUUAAACUCUGCCAACGAUUGCAAGACUUCAAACUGAUUGGCAAUACCUUCACGAACGACACGUUUCAUCCGAUCCGUGAAGUAGUUUGUCAUAAAUUCAAUGAUUUGAUCCGUGAGAUCAAAGCCAAAGACAGUCCUCUAUCGCUGUCUUCGUCUUCUGCCUCUCUUUGCGACCAAAACAGCGAUUCUUCGCAUUUGGUGGAAGAGUCGAGUCGUUACCGAAAAGAGUUCUUGGAUUUGGGUCUCAUUGAAGAAGGAGGUUUUGGAGUCGUCCACAAAGCCAAGUAUCGUUUCGAUGACUGUGAAUAUGCGGUCAAAAUGAUUAGAUUUAAGUACAAGAGUGACACCGGCUUCAAGAAAAUCACACGAGAAGUGCAAUUGUAUGCCAACCUGUCGUCCCAUCCGAAUGUUGUCGGCUAUAAGACCGCAUGGCUUGAGAACUGGUGUCUACACCGCCAAAACAUACCCCUCUCUAAGCACUUGAAAACCACUGAAACAAGUCAUACAACUGGCGAACAAAUGGAGAGUUCAGACGAAGACAUCACUUAUAAUAUCGUGGAAAACGAUGUUUCCAUUCAUUUUGAAGAGACGUCCAAAAGUGGGCUAAGAAUUGAAACAUCGAAAGGAAAGGUUGAAUGCAAUCGAAAUGAUACGAAAGAAGUGGAGAGUGAAGAGGAAGUGAGUGAUGAAGACGAGGCCAUUACGAGUGAUUCGGUGGAAGGCUUUAGGAAUCUCUCUUUCAAUGACUUGACAACAAUCCGACAAACAGUUAACAAACGCAAGAAAACUCAAUCCACAAGUUCGACGACAUCCCAAAGCGAUGCGGGCGUUGAGUACCGAAACUGUUAUCAGGUCCAGAAAUAUGACAAACAUAAUAUUCCGCAAAUUAAAGUCGAGGAUUACGAAUCCAAUGCCUGUCCCUUCGCGUGCUGCGAGUUCGGAGCCAUUCUUUACAUUCAGAUGGAGUUGUGUUCAAAAAAUCUCAAGUCUUGGCUCCGGGAGCGCAACGAUACCGCAUUCAAACGGUUCGACAAUUCGUCUAAAGAAACGAAUUAUAUUCUAAGCGACGAAGACAUUAAGACAGCGAAGAAUCUAUUCCGACAAAUACUGAAAGGCGUCGAAUAUAUUCAUUCCCAGCAUCUGAUCCACAGAGACCUCAAACCGCAGAACAUAUUGUUUAGUGUCGAUGACUCCAAAGUCAAGAUCGGAGACUUCGGUUUGGCUACACUUCAUAAUAGUAUAGACUCGGACCAGAUAUCACUCGAUCACAUACAAAGCACAGCCACCGAUAUGAACGAACACACCGGAGGAAUCGGGACCUCUAUAUACGCGGCGCCCGAACAGAAGGCCAGACAUCCCGACAAGAGUUACGACCAAAAGACCGAUUUGUUUAGUUUAGGAAUCAUUUUGUUUGAACUCUUCUAUCCGUUGUCGACGGAUAUGGAGAAAGUGAAAUGUGUCUCAAACCUCACCAAAAAGCAAGUUCUGCCAAAAAGUAUCACCAAAUUUCAGCCAAAUGUAGCCAAAGUGAUCCUCGCCCUCACCCACCCUAACCCCUCCAUCAGACCCAAUGCCACACAAGUAUUACACUCUUCUCUGUUUCUCAAUGAAGAGCAGAUCAUUAUUAGACAAAUUGAUGAACAAAAUCAACAAUUGAUUCGUGAUUUAGCCGUUAAAGACAAAACAAUUAAAGAAUUGGAGAAUCAGUUGGAUAUGAAGCGUAAGGAAGCUUUAGAAAGGGAUCUAUUGAUUGAGAAGUUAAGGAAACAAUUUAGAAUACUUUAUCAGAUUUGCUGUGAUUUGGGUUUCGAUUCGUUGGCCACAAACGAUGUCAUGACUGACACCAGAGGUUACGAGUUCUUACUGACAGAUAGGCUCACAAUGGGAUCAAUUGACAGAUGGCUUAUCUUCAGUCUCCUGAAGGAGCCCUUCAUCUCCAAUAUCAGACUCUUCUCUGUCUUCGGCUGCUCUGGAAAUGAGGCCAUAAUUGUGACCAAAGAGGACGAAGUGAUGGCUUUGGGAUCCAAUUGUAGUCUAUGUCUGGGUUUAGGCGAAACCGUGGGCUCUCUUGAACCCCGAAGAAUAGACUUAUUGUCCAAAAAAGGUGUCAACAAAAUAGCGGCCGGAAGUGGUCCUCAUGUGUGCGCUCUUACAUCAAGCGGUGAUGUCUUCUCGUGGGGACACAACACAUACCAUCAGUUAGGGAACGGCUCCACAAACCCCUCUUCGACACCAAUUCAUGUGACGUCUAAUCUGUUGGGCAAACGAGUUGUGGACAUGAGUUGCGGUUCGUAUCACACGCUGGCACUGACUGAUGAGGGAGAGGUCUACUCUUGGGGUCAGAAUAAUUGCGGACAAAUAGGCAGCGGAUCGACGACUAAUCAGCCGACGCCUCGCAAAGUGACGGCCGGUAUCGGCGCGCGUCAAGUCGUGGCCAUCGCUUGCGGACAGAUAUCAUCGAUGGCUGUGUUGGACACCGGAGAGGUCUUCAGUUGGGGUUAUAAUGGAAACGGACAGUUAGGUUUGGGAACGAAUGCCAAUCAACCGAAUCCAUGUCGUGUGACUAAUCUGAAUGGAGUGAUCGUCCAGAAAGUGGUUUGUGGUAACGCACACACACUCCUACUCUCAGAUGACGGCACGAUCUAUGCUUUCGGAAGCAAUAGUUACGGACAACUGGGAACCGGUAGUAAAUCUAAUCAGACGUCACCCGUCAAAGUGGGCCCCAAUUUGGGCCGAUUUAUAGACAUCGCUUCCUCGCAUUACACACACAUAUCUGCGGCCAUCACUCAAGAGGGCAAGUGUUAUAUGUGGGGCCAAUGCAGAGGACAUUCCAUUACUCAACCGAUGGAAACCCCAUUCCAGUCAACUCAUGACGUGUUCGCCUCCUUCGCGACGCCCGCCGUUACCUUCCGGUCAAUAGAGUUGUGUUCGAGUCCUGUCAACCGAGUGCUCGACAGUCUGUCGCAGGCUUUCGAUGACCAGAGAACCAGUGAUUUCAAGUUUAUUGUCGAGAAAAAGCCGAUUCAUGUGCACAAAGCCAUACUUCGGGUCAGAUGUGAACACUUCCGCUCAAUGUUUGGCAGCAAUUGGGAGGAGAGCUCUAAAGGCGAACUUGAGAUGACUCAAUACUCAUAUCCAGUGUACUAUGCAUUCUUGCAAUACUUAUAUACCGAUGCGGUAGAGGUGGCCCCUGAAGACGGCAUCGGACUCUUAGAUUUGGCCAAUUCGUACUGCGAGACAGACCUCAAGCAGAAAUGUGAACGACUUAUAAGGAACGGCAUAACCAUAGAGAACGUGGCAAUGCUAUACUCGGCCGCCAUUCGGUUCGACGCCAAAGGACUGGAAGACUACUGUUUUCGGUUCGCUUUGGUCCACUUGACUGCUGUCGUACAGACAGACGCCUUCAACCGAUUGGAUGAGACAACUCUCAAGAGUUUCAUAACGAAGGCCGCACUCAAUGGUGCCUUCAGACACUAACUCCGACACUAGUUCUUAGUCAAACACCUCUCAAAUAUAGUCAUAAGUCGUUUGAGAUACGGAAUGGGAAGGAAUCCAUUGCCGUCUUUGUCCAGCACUUUGAACGCUUCUCUCAUCUCUUCCUCCUUCUCGCUGUCGGCCAUGCGUUGAGUGAAGACAGCCAUGAAUUGGUCGAAAGUCACUAAACCGUUGUUAUUGGUAUCAAUCUGUGCGACCAUUUCAUACAAUUGCUGCUCAUUUGCAUUCAGACCAUACGAUUGCAUCACUUCUUUGAGUUCUUUCACACCAAACGAACCCCUUUUGGUUUUGUCGAACAUCUCGAAGAUCUCCGAAUACUUCGCCACAUCUUUUGGAUCCAAUUUCUUCACAUUCGCUGACGAAGUGUCCAUCACUUCGAUAGUUAUUGAGUAGUCUUUGAA